Notothenia coriiceps (black rockcod) is the source of this 655-nucleotide messenger RNA. RefSeq names its product general transcription factor IIF subunit 2-like. The record is from RefSeq and is a predicted model, not a curated record. The transcript has 5 exons. Gene Ontology annotation, cellular component: transcription factor TFIIF complex. Lineage: Eukaryota; Metazoa; Chordata; Actinopteri; Perciformes; Nototheniidae. The annotation marks the transcript as partial. Gene Ontology annotation, biological process: transcription initiation at RNA polymerase II promoter; transcription by RNA polymerase II.
CGGUUCCGACGCAGCGGCAAUGUGAAAGUCCACCGCAGUUGCGAGUCUCCGGCUGUAACCGCCCGCGAGGACCCAGAUGGCAUCAGUCUGGAGGGGAUGGUGGUGCACAGAGCGGAAUGCAGACCGGUCGUCAAUGACAACUACAUGAAGCUGAAGAAGCUGCAGCUUCAAGAGUCCACCAAGCCUCAGCGUUUGUCUCAGCAGCUGGAGAAAGCAGUCACCACCAUCUUCAAGCCUGUGGCCAACCAUGAUUUCAAUUUGGAGCACGAUAAGAAGAAGAAGACCGAGGGGAAGAUGGUGAGGGCCGAGCGACAGGUGGUAUUGGACAUGUGCUUCUCUGCCUUUGAGAAGCACCAGUACUACAACAUCAAGGACUUGGUGGACAUCACCAAACAACCUGUGACCUACCUGAAAGAAAUCAUGAGGGAAAUCGGGACGUACAACAGCAAGGGGGCUCACAAAAGCACCUGGGAGCUGAAGCCCGAGUACAGGCACUACCAGUCUGCUGAGGAGGAGGAGGAGAUGCACACGGCCUGAAGCAGGGCACAGCUUUCAGGUGUUGGUGACCCCCUGAACACAGACAUGCUGAUUUUGAGUUAUUAGCAGCUUCCACAGCACUUGAACAUUAAGGUGGAAAAUAAAAUAAACCACAUGA